AGACACGUCCAGCCUUGAUCCUAGCCUCAGCCGCCGCUGGCACAACUUUGACCCCACCCCACCUUGGUUGCGUGCAGCGAACGGCCAGCAACCUUGCUUCCCUCAGAUCUGAAAGCCGACAUGAGGAUUUUGUUGAUUCUUUUUCUCACCUCCCUCCCGGCCACGGUUAAACUCACAUCACGCUAAGCCUUCCCUUUGCAUGCGUUAGGUUAACUUGAGCCUCCGCAUCCACGUCACGUUCUUUUGCAGUUACUAGCCUCCAACAGGCACUCAACGGUCUCGCCCCCACUGGUUGCCUGUGAACAAGUCGGUUUCCCAACACGAUCCCAUUUCCUGUAGCAACUUUCUGGCAGUGGUCACGAUUCUACUUUUCCCACCCACGCUUGCGCCUUUACUUCUGCUACGAAACAAACCGACAGCACGUUUGCUCCCCGAGACCAACUUUUCGACCGCUUGAUGUUGGCUUGCAAAUUCUCCGAACUUGCCUUCGAAAUCAACCCGGUAGUUAGGCACAAGCUACUUGAGCAGAUCUGACCUGCCGCCUUCGCUGCAAGCCCUGCUUGCAACAGGACUUCAGCCAAGAUGGUCAAGGCAGACUAUAACCGCGACUAUUACGCGGAUCUUGAACUUCCGCAGAACGCAGAUGUGAAUGAUGUCAAAAGGCAGUUUCGCAAACUUGCCCUCAAAUAUCACCCGGAUCGUAAUCCCGGACGCGAAGCCGAGGUGAACGCAAAGUUUCAGACUAUUCAGGCCGCCCAUGAGAUUCUCACCAGCCCGGAGCAGAGGAGCAAAUAUGAUGCCCAUCGUUCGCGCCGCGCCCCUGGCGCAUCCAACGUGAGGGGAAAUCCAUGGGCAGAUGCUGGCAGGAACUUCCCCCCGCCUCCGCAACGGAAUCGUCCAAAUGCCUCCGGCGGGUCGUCGCGACCGGCGGGCACCGCUUCUUCUGCCGAUAGAUAUGCCAGAUUCCCCAACCAGCCGCCACCACCACCACCCAGGCCCACCGAGGACCCAAAGUCGAGAGCGGAGGCAUUUGAGUCCAUGAGGCCGAAGCCGAGGCCUCGGGCCCCCACAGCCCCUCACACAGGUGCGCAUACUGGCUCCAGUUCGUCCGGCGCGUCGACUAGGCCCAGGCCGCCGGAUACGCGGCAGACUGCCUACACGGCAUCGCAGCAGAAAAAGGCGGAGGCUUCGUUUGGAAACAGAACUGGUCGGUCAUUAAGGUCUGGCUUCGUGCCUGGAUCGCCCAUGGGGGACGAACCUCCUGUGGCUAGCAGCAACUACUCAUCUAGCAAGAGACACACCAGUUUGUUCGAUGAGACUGCAGCGCCGCCCCCAGUGCCUCCGAGAGAGCGGGCGGAUUACGGCACUGGUUCUGGUUCUGGUGCAGAUGAUCGGUUUCCCCCAAAUCUCGAUCCUCGCAGCAGCCCGUACCAAACUCGGAGUGGCGAGAGGUUGAAUCCCUUUGAGGGUGGAACAUCUGUCAACCGGGCUAAGAGUACUAGGGAGAGUCACCGUAGGGCGCAAGACGAUCCCGAUCACUUCGCAACACCAAAUCGCCAGCGCAGCUUCAGCGUAUCAGACGAGCCCGAGGGUAAAACGUACCCUGCAACGGAGCCUAGGCAAGCGAACAUCAGCAGGAAGGCUACUGCAAACACUAGCAAUAUACCCGACAGUGCUAGGGGACCUCGAUUCCAGGAUCAAUUUUCAUCAAAUGCGGGCCCGGGAAUGUCUGCAGCGUCAUCGGCGGGCUAUGGUUUUCAUGACGGCUCCGCGCCACAAACAAGCGGUGCGGCCGCCGACGGCUCUCAUGGUUCUAGAGCAUUCAGAGACGAUUCGGACCCCCAUCCCAAUGUCUUCCCUCAAAACCCGAACAACGGCAUGCAUGUGGAUUCUGCCGAGCCAAGCAGCUUCGCGAGAAGUAGUGCGGAUUCUAUCAACACUAGGUUUGUUCCUGAUGAGCACACAAACGUUAACUGGCAGUUCAAUGCUGGCGGCGACUUUAGCCCGAGUACGCAUGGGGCGGGGUCGCGUCGCGCACAGUCCGGUAGCCGACAUGGUCGACGCUCCCCUACUAAAGGCCACUCACGGAUGGCGGGCAUGGCUGCAGGCGCUGCAGCAGCCACAGCUGCCGGGUUGGCCGCUUCUGGCACUUUCAGGAACUUGAGCUCGGGUUCGGAAGGUAGCAGCGAAGACGAGGGUGCCAAUCCGCAGGCACGCGCCGAGAAACAACCCUCACCGCACCAACAGCAAGAUCAAGCUGGCUUCGACGCAGAUGUAUGGAGCGACAAGAUCGGCUCCGAGCAUUUCGUGCCGGUGCCUCCGCCACGAGGGUCGGGCUCACCAUCACGACCGCCCAUGCGACCCCCAAAGAGGCGACCGACGGUCAGAAUGACGAAGGGGGGCUCGGCUGGUCUCGUGGAGGAAGAGGACACAACCAGUGGCGAAGAUCGGGCGGGCGGAGUUGCCGUAGAUGGCAUGGACAGCUCGAACGCUAUGGACAUCGACACACCCAUGGGCGAGCCUACUACUAUGCCCCAAGCUACGGUAGCUAAUGGUGUACGGGGGGUGCCGGUCGAACCCUCUCGACCAGAGUGGAGGGCCGGUGAUGCAAACGGUUUCGCUACUGCAGCUCAUCCUCCUGCUAUUACUGCCUCCGAUCCACCGGGUGUUAAGCCUCGGUUCAACGUUAGCAACGCUGCCGGGUCUGAAGAUACCGAUGACUUCGGAGCAGGUUUCGAUGAUCUCAAAAACGUUGAGCCGAUUGCCCAGCGUGCAGCCGGCCUCAACUCGUUUGAUGAUCUCAAGACACAUUUACCUUUUGAGAGCAGGGCUGCAGUCAAUGUACCUGUUGACAAGGCAAAGGGAAGUCAAGAGGCAUCCAUCAACUUCCCCAAACCGCCGGUGCCUCCACGCGCGCCAGCUCCAUUGGCGAUUUCGGGCCUCAAGCCGAGCGGAUCUGCAUGGGAGGCGCAUGUAAACGAGUUCGAGAUUUACUUGCGCGAGUGGGAUACCUUCAACUCUAAGUUUGUGGAUCAUGUGCUCGCCCGGCAGAACCAACUGAAUAAGGCAAAGCAGAAGAGUGGACUUUCGCUGUUGUACGCACGCAACCUCAAGAGUAUGCAAGAGUAUGCUACCUGGCUCGAACAGGAUCAACAGGUGCACGACAAGUGGACGACAUAUCACAAUGAGCACCUCAAGCGGGUGCGAGAGUUUAUGGCGCACCAGGAGAAGAUGAAGGAGUAAAGCUUGAGAUAUCGGGGUGUAUAGAGUCUUGAACAUGAAAAUUUGAAAGCACAGGGCAUAAGCCUGCCGGAGUUGGUGCUGGUUCCAUUGGCAGAUGCCGACCAGAGCGCGCUUUAUACAACUAAGAAGCCUGGUAGAAUACGUUUGAUGCUUCCGAUUUGCGGCACGCUUGUUUAUCAACCUCGAGCUUUAUACCAUUAUUAGUACAUACAACUUGCUGCAUACUUUCGUCACUAGACUCCGGCAAAAUGGCUAGCUGGGACUCUGGAAUGAGAGGAUGCGGUCUGUAUAAUGAGAUGAUACCCAUUUCCGUCAUCCACGGAUUCUUCAUUGGAACCUUGCAAAAAGAAAACAAAAAGCGCCGAUUGUCAUGUUGCAUGUUGGCGCUGAAAGCGCGG
Pyricularia oryzae 70-15 is the source of this 3641-nucleotide messenger RNA. RefSeq lists its product as uncharacterized. The coding region runs from base 583 to 3243 and encodes 886 amino acids. Lineage: Eukaryota; Fungi; Ascomycota; Sordariomycetes; Magnaporthales; Pyriculariaceae. Gene Ontology annotation, cellular component: cytoplasm. The record is from RefSeq and is a predicted model, not a curated record. The transcript has 4 exons.